GCAGAUCCAGUAGUUGGGAGUUUUUGUACAGCGCGAGCGAAAGAGAGAGAGACAGCGAGAGCGAGAGAGGAGUGUGCGCGUGUAUGUGUGUGUGUAAUUGCUACCGAGAGAGCGAAAAGAAGGAGGGGGAAAAAACAAUACGUGCAUUUUUUUUUUGUCCAUCGCAUAUUGCUCUUAGGUUAGACUGUCACUUUGGCUGUGUUUUCGUCGCGCGAGUAUUGCCUCUUGAAAACCUGUACCACCAGCACCAGCACCACCCAGAGCCACGCAGAGUCCGGGUCUGAGCAGCAGCCCCCCGAAAAAGUCCCAACGCGGCGGUUUCAGCGGGCAUGAGCUAACCCAGCCCGACAUGGAGACCAAACCGUUCCUGUCACUGGGGUUCCUGAAGCCCCAGUGCUCCUUGGCCCCUCCCCCCCAGCGAGGUCGUCCAGGUGAGGGCUGCACCUGCUUCAGCGGGAUGUGUUCCCUGCACCAGCGCCGCCUGGCCACCGGCAACCCCCACUACUCCUCGGGUCAGAUGACCUCGUCGCCCCUGGGCUCGCCCACGUCCCACCGGGGGAUGCACCCGUCGCUGCUCAGCCCGGGCUCCAUGGGCCCCCAGGGGCCCCUGCACUCCCCCAUCAGCAGCCUCAGCUCCCCCAUCAACGGCCUGGGCUCGCCGUUCUCCGUCAUCAGCUCCCCCAUGGGCCCGCACUCCAUGACGUCGCCCGGCAUGGGCUACGGCCCCAGCGUCAGCCCCCAGGUGAGCCCCCUGAACUCGCCCCUCAGCAGCUCGGAGGACAUCAAGCCCCCGCUGGGUCUGAACGGCGUCAUGAAGGUCCCCGCCCAGCCCUGCGGGACGCCGCUGUCCCUCACCAAACACAUCUGUGCCAUCUGCGGUGACCGCUCCUCAGGUAAACACUACGGCGUGUACAGCUGCGAGGGCUGCAAGGGCUUCUUCAAGAGGACGGUACGCAAGGACCUGACCUACACCUGCCGGGACAACAAGGACUGCAUCAUCGACAAGCGGCAGAGGAACCGUUGCCAGUACUGCCGCUACCAGAAGUGUCUGGCCAUGGGCAUGAAGAGAGAAGUGUUGUUACACGCAGCCGUUCAGGAGGAGCGGCAGCGGGCUAAGGAGAGGAGUGACGGAGAGGUGGAGUCCAGCAGCAGCUCCAACGAGGACAUGCCGGUGGAGAAGAUCCUGGAGGCGGAGCAGGCUGUGGAGCCCAAGACCCACGCGUACACCGAGACCAACCUCGGGGCCCCGUCCAGCUCGCCCAACGACCCGGUCACCAACAUCUGCCAGGCGGCGGACAAGCAGCUGUUCACGCUGGUGGAGUGGGCCAAGAGGAUCCCCCACUUCUCAGAGCUCCCCCUGGACGACCAGGUUAUCCUGCUGCGAGCAGGGUGGAAUGAGCUGCUGAUCGCCUCCUUCUCCCACCGCUCCAUCUCGGUGAAGGACGGGAUCCUGCUGGCCACCGGGCUCCACGUGCACCGCAACAGCGCACACAGCGCCGGCGUGGGCGCCAUCUUCGACAGGGUGCUGACAGAGUUGGUGUCCAAGAUGAGGGACAUGCAGAUGGACAAGACAGAGCUGGGUUGCCUCAGAGCCAUCGUCCUCUUCAACCCAGAUUCGAAGGGUCUCUCCAACCCGGGGGAAGUGGAGGCCCUCAGGGAGAAGGUGUAUGCGUCUCUGGAGGCCUACUGCAAGCAUAAGUACCCUGAGCAGCCGGGCAGGUUCGCCAAGCUGUUGCUACGGUUACCGGCGCUGCGCUCCAUCGGCCUCAAGUGCCUGGAGCACCUCUUCUUCUUCAAGCUGAUCGGAGACACGCCCAUCGACACCUUCCUCAUGGAGAUGCUGGAAGCGCCGCAUCAGAUGACAUAGGGAUGGCGAGGGAAGGCGGGACUUCCUCUCUGGUCCUCCAAUCCCCUGCCUGGUCAUCAUCCUCAUCGUUGUCAUCGUCUUAUUGGACGCCACCACCAGCGCCGCCCUCCCGGCCCCCCUGGACCUAUCAGGCUUGGGAGCAGUGGGGUAGGGGGAGGGGUCCUGUGACUCCCCCCCGGCCCGGUGAGGGACAUCGCGCUCAUGCACGUUGCGCCGGACCCCUGGGCGUGGACAGCCUCGAUGCCCGUUAGCCAGUCGCCACGGUUACCGUGGAUGUGCGUUGAAAUGCGCUGCGACGAAGUGGGGGGAGCGAAACAGAAGAUGAAUUCAUAGUGUCUUUUUUUGGGGUUUGUUGCUCUGUUUUAUACUUUGUAAAAAUAUAUAAAUAAGAAAUAUAUAUAGACAUAUAUAUAUUAAAGAAAAAGAGAGAGACACCGACGAGAGACACCGACGCGCAUGAGACGCUGAAAGACUGAGAUGGACCCGAAUGAACUGGACGGAAUGUUUCUCUUUCUUUUCUCCCGACUAAAGGAAGAUAUACCAGCGGUUUACGGCGAUCAGGAAUAAAGACAAACCCUUAGCUUUGCUUGUGUGCAGACAUGUUCCUAGCAGUGAUGACGUCACCCCUGGACGCUCUCUAGAGUUGUGGAUGAGACAAUCGUGUGCUGGAGACCGCCGGUCGGUCGGCGACACGUGCCGACCGACUCGAACCCGGACCCUACGAAACCCCGGGUAUACCGUCUGUCAGGACCUUAGCAUCUCUCUCUCUCUCUCUCUCUCUCUCUCUCUCUCUCUCUCUCGCUCUCUCGCUCUCUCGCUCUCUCUCUCGCUCUCUCUCUCGCUCUCUCGCUCUUUCUCUCUCUCUCUCUCCCGCUUUCUCGCUCUCGCCCUCUCUCUCUCUCUCCCUCUCUCUCUCCCUCACCCUCUCCCUCUCCAUCUCCCUUGCUUGCUCACGCUCUCUUGCUCUCGCUCUAUCUCUCUUUCUCUCUCCCCAUCUCCCCAUCUCUCUUUCUGUCUCACUCUCUCUCCCCAUCUCUCUCUUUCUCUCCCAAUAGCUGUCUCUCCCAAAUUCUCUCUGUCUCUCUCCCUAUCUCACUCUCUCUCACCCCCAAUCUCUCUGGGGCUGAACGAUUUAGGGAAAUAAUUGAAUUGCGAUUAUUUUGACCAAUAUUGCGAUUGCGAUUUAAUAUGCGAUUUUUUUAAUUUAUCAAGUUCCUUAUGUUCUGUAUUAUUCACUAAAAAAAACAUAAAUCCUUCUUGAGUAUGACCAUCACAACAUUGGAAGCAGUCAACAUGUAAACUGCUCUUUCCUUUAGGACAGGCCGAUGUGUUGAGAUGAAUUUAUAUUAUGACAUCUUUAUUUAACUUUUGAAUUGUAAAAGAAAAAUAAAUCUAAAUCUUACUGAUCUCCAGUCAGUAACGGUAACCCCCCCCCCCCCCCCCCCCAAAAAAAAGAAAAAAAAACACCAAAAAUAAUACUUUUUUUUGUUAUUUUUAUAUCGCAGCCUUGGCGAUUUGCAUAUCGCGUUCUAUUACAUCGCAAUUUCGAUUUGAAUUUGAUUAAUCGUUUAAAGCCCUACUAUAUUUCUCCCAAUCUCUCUCUCUCUCUCUCUCUCUCUCUCUCUCUCUCUCUCUCUCUCUCUCUCUCUCUCUCUCUCUCUCUCUCUCUCUCCCCCCCAUCUCUCUCUCCUCUCCUCGUAUAGGGUCAAGUCCUUGGUUAGCUGGAUGUGAGGCUUUGAAAGCUUUGAAGUUUGAUUUGGAGGUCGACCAAAAAUAUUAAACUCAGGUCUCUGCCCAAAUUCAAAACCCGUUGAACCAUAUGUCAUUCACACCACAUGGGCCCCAUGUACGGGGCCACCGCCUUCUCUGUAGGGGAAAGGAGCGUUUGCAUCGACCAAUCGGAAUACUGGAACCCAAUCCCCCUGACCAAUCGGUAAAGAACAGGAAGUGCAACCGACUGCUAUGGCUUCUGGUGCAGCAGAGAAGCUGCCUAUCCAACAUGAUGAAAUCAAAAUGUCAGUUUGUGUUGACUCUAAACUCGCAACGCCCUCUUUAUCUAAACGUUCCUAAUUACAAACAAUUAAUUCUCAAUGUACCCGAAAGUGUCAAGGAAUCAAAAGGAAGUUCCCCCCCACCCACUGUGAGAAACCAUUUCAGCCAGUUUCUCCUCCCAGUUUCUCCCAUUGGCUGUGACCACUGCCUUUCACCCUUAGCACUGUGUGAAAUUACAGUUAGAGGCGGUACCUCAGAAGUCAUGUGAUCAGAUCUGGGUUGGCGAAGGCGUCAUCCAAUAGGAGCGCUUGAGCUGCACCAUGUGGACAAUCAAUCCCCGGUUUCUUGAUAGUUCAGCCCCAUGAUUCAGAGGAUGUCCCUGAACGCCACCAGGGAACCCAUGCGAUCCACCAGCUCAUCCACCAUCCAUCACACAGCCUCAUCCAGUGUCCCACGGAGGUCGUCCCCCUCAUCUUCACGUCCCUUCUCAGGUGACUGCGAGGUGAAGUGGAGAAGAAGCUAAUAAAAAAUGUCUGAAACUCUGCAGGAUCCAUUCUGAGCGAGAGGUUGCGACCUCUGAGACGGCACCGCAGGGAAUAGACGUGUGAUCGGCGCUUUAAGUGCUCUACCGGCGAUGGAUGUGUCACAGCUGUGUUGGCACACCUUCUCACUUCUGUCCCCUACCACCUCCUCCUCCUCCUCCUCUUCCUCCUCCUCCCCUGACCUUCUCGGACGUCCCUCGUCAUGUGAACUCCUGCCCACCAUUACCACGCCCCGCCCUGCCACCUCUCACCCCCACCACCCAGCUCAUCCAAGGCCUCUUCUACGGACGGUCUUAGCUUUAGACAUCGCCCUGAUACCUACCUGGGUGCAGGGUUACAAUCGUAUACCGUAGUGUGGUUUUUUUUGGGUUGUCUUCGUUUUUCUUGUUUUCUGAAUGGCACACAUCACAAUUACCUCGGUUUUCCGUCCAUCUGAAUGAUCCGCGAAGCGCGUUGACCGUCCGCAUCGACCGUCUGCCUGUGGGCUCCGGGUCGUCCAAAGGGCCCAGAGUUUGUGCCUGGCCCCCCAUGCCCCGAUCUGUAGUCUCGGUUUCCAGUGUAGUUCCCGUUGUUCCUGUGUUGUCCCAAGCCCACUGCGCUCUCAAGUCCCAGUGCUAUCCCAGGUCCUGCAGUGGUCUCGAGUCCCACGUUUGUCCCAGAUCCUAGCGUAGUUCCCAGGUCUCAAUGUCGUUCCAGGACCCUUUGGUCCCUGUUUAGUUCCCAGGCUCCAGUGUUGUCACUAGAGGCGUUCAAGGGCCCACAGGGCUACCAGAUACCAGGAGAGAAAAAGGGUUGUAUCAGGCUCUCCACAUUGAGGUUUCCACAUCCCUGUGUAGAUCCAAAUCUCUGUGUUAUCGUGAUUUAGAUGUACACUCAGAUUCAAUGGUGGCCCCUGGCGCCUGGAACGCCCCCCCAUAUCCCGUGUCGUCCCAGGUCCCUGAGGGCGUGUGUGGUCAAAGGGUUUUAAUGACCGAGUGGGACAAGUGUGUGAGUUUGCAGUCGCUCCAUUGUGCGUUUGUUGUGAUUCCUUAGUAGGACUCCUUGACACAGGGGUGGGCAGUGUAUUCGAUGUUAUUCAUCCUCUAAAUUUCCUUUCUGAACAGGUCAUGGUUCAAGCAUCUCUCGGUUCAAGGUGGAAUAUUAAAGCUCACCAUGUUUUCUGUGUGUUUGAGUCACAGCACACCACACACACACACACACACACACACACACACACACACACACACACACACACACACACACACACACACACACACACACACACACACACACACACACACACACACACAUCAUCUUUUCUGCCCUCUGUCCUCCUUGAAAGCUGCAGUCGCUGCAACACUAUGCAUGGAGCUCAUUUCCAAAGAUUGCCUAUAGAGUGGUGGUGUUUCUAUUCCAACUGUUUCUAUCAAAAAUUGACCCUUUGAAAACCUGUUUAAGGACAACAAUGUAUGUUUCUCAGACCAGGGGGGUAGGGAUGCACAUGGACAGGAGGCCGCCGGCGUUCCUCGCGGUUUGUUUAGGUUGGUUUUUAACAUGUUUUAUAUGGAUACUCUGAGAAAUCGCUUGAUAUUUAAGAAGGCACAGGAAAAGGCUAUUAAGAAAGCAACAACUGUUUGACCUUGAUUUAGGUUUCCUCAAGAAGGAAUUGUGAAACCGGAGUGGCGUCAGAAGUUGGAGCAGUAUUUGUACAUCAACAUAACCCAACAUCUCCAAUUUAGAAAAAUGGAAAUUUUUUAAUUAUUUUGGUGAUUGAAAACAAUUAAAAAACGAUCAAAUUUGGUCCUUCCCCAACUAUAUACAUUUUUACAGAAUCUUUGCUUUUGUUUUUUAAGGUCCUGGGCUCGGUUUCACACAAGGGAAUUUUGGACAUUUUGGGAAAUGUCGGCUUAAUCAAUCUGGUAAUGUGUUCGUUCAGAUUGCUGAUAGGACACUGACGUAAAGCCAACAUGGAGAGGGUGCAAGAGAGAUCCCAGACCAGAAUUAAAUCUGGAUCUGGUUUGAGGGGAAAAAACUGUUUGAACACGGAGAGAACACGAUGUGGUUGGCGGCUGUUACUGUGACUUCCCCCUAGUGGAAGAGAUGCAGCACUGCAAAAUUACUUGAAUUUUAUACAAGUAUUUAAAUUAGAAAAACAAGGCACUUUUUUGUCCAAUGCGUCAUGUUUAAUAUUCCUCUUGGUCGAAAAUCUCAGUGUUUGAAUGAUUUUUACAAGCAAUAACCUCAGUAUCUAUUGGCUUGUAUGAUCAAUGCAACAUACUUUAUUGCAGUGGAACGAGAUGAGUAUCCAGGUGACAGAAUUGAAUCCCAGCUCAGACUCAGUUUACAGUAUUUAUAUUCUACACUAGUGAUUUUUGUGUUCUUUCCUCAGAAUUCGCGAAAAAACGAACGACAACUAAUUAAUCAACUUGUUCACAAACAUUUUCAACCUAAGCACUAUGACUGGGGAAAAAGUUUUGAAUUGUGUCUAUCAAUAUUCUCAGCAACAGCAAUUAUUUGUCCCCUUGUUUUCAAAAUUUCCUCCAAAUUUGUAUGCAUGGCCGACAUUGGUCUCAGAGAUGAAGAACAUUCAAUUUGUUAGCCAACAGUGACAGCCUUUUUAAAAUACCCUCCUGCUCUCCUCAAUCUUGUGUCUACUCUUAGCUGUACCACAGUACUGUGAUCAGAAACCCCAGUGAUUGAAAGCCAUAAACGGACGUUUUAAUAAACCAAUAACGAAGGACUGCAGGAAAUGCAAACGGAGACUUAAUCGCAGAAGAAACGCGUUGAUAGAAUUAACUGUAAAUGCUUUAUUAUGAUGUAAAGCUAUAUUUUGUCUAUAUGUACAUUGUGUAUAUAUUUAUAAAUAUAUAUAUAGAAUUUUGUUCCUUGAGCAUUUCCAGUCAAUAUGGCAAGAGAAAGACAAGACUUUUUAGACCAAACGAUUCUAAACCAGGUCAAGUGUCGAAGUUAUCCAGCGCGGAUAUACAGUGGUUUCAAAAAGCGUUAAGGAUAUUUUUUUUUUUUGCUUUUGACCUUGACUUUCUAAAAAAGUUUACCAGCAGAAUCGCAGCAGCUCUUAAAAUUCAAAAAGAACCAGCUCAAAGCAGUCUAUGGGACCUCAAAAAGUAGCAAAAACUAAAGAAAGAGAAAAAUAACUAAAAGAAAAUCUUUCAAAUGUAUGUUUGCUUGGCUAUUGUAUGUUGGAAAUGUAUUCAGGAAAAGCUGAGCUUGCAACACAAUCACUGCUUUCUUUGUUACAUAGACGUUAAGGUUCAAGAAAAUGUAAAAAAAAAAAAAAAAAAAUUGAAAAAGAUCUAUUUUUGUACAAA
This is a messenger RNA of Gadus macrocephalus (Pacific cod), 7709 nucleotides long. It is a transcript of the gene rxraa, whose product is annotated as retinoid X receptor, alpha a. Gene Ontology annotation, biological process: response to retinoic acid; negative regulation of transcription by RNA polymerase II; retinoic acid receptor signaling pathway. Gene Ontology annotation, molecular function: zinc ion binding; nuclear receptor activity; nuclear steroid receptor activity. Gene Ontology annotation, cellular component: RNA polymerase II transcription regulator complex; nucleus. Lineage: Eukaryota; Metazoa; Chordata; Actinopteri; Gadiformes; Gadidae. The record is from RefSeq and is a predicted model, not a curated record. The transcript has 11 exons. The coding region runs from base 350 to 1867 and encodes 505 amino acids.